AUGACCCUGAGCACGUUGGCCCGCGAGAGGAAGGCGUCCCCCGCCUGCACCUGCAGCCUCGGGGGCCCCGACAUGAUCCCUUACUUCUCCGCCAACGCGGUCAUCUCGCAGAACGCCAUCAACCAGCUCAUCAGCGAGAGCUUUCUAACUGUCAAAGGUGCUGCCCUUUUUCUACCACGGGGAAAUGGCUCAUCUGCACCAAGAAUUAGCCACAGACGCAACAAGCAUGCAGGUGAUCUCCAACAGCAUCUCCAAGCAAUGUUCAUAUUACUCCGCCCAGAAGAUAACAUCAGGCUGGCUGUAAGACUAGAAAGUACUUACCAGAAUAGAACACGCUAUAUGGUAGUGGUUUCAACUAAUGGUAGACAAGACACUGAAGAAAGCAUCGUCCUAGGAAUGGAUUUCUCUUCUAAUGACAGUAGCACUUGUACCAUGGGCUUAGUCCUGCCCCUCUGGAGUGAUACCCUAAUUCAUUUGGAUGGUGAUGGUGGGUUCAGUGUAUCAACGGAUAACAGAGUGCACAUAUUCAAACCUGUAUCUGUACAGGCAAUGUGGGUUGACAAGGAUUCAAGGAACAGACAUUGUCAUUUACUAUUGGUGGGAAAAUAA
Molecule: messenger RNA, 609 nt
Organism: Neomonachus schauinslandi (Hawaiian monk seal)
Lineage: Eukaryota; Metazoa; Chordata; Mammalia; Carnivora; Phocidae
Product: protein phosphatase Slingshot homolog 2-like
Exons: 7
Coding region: 1-609 (202 amino acids)
Biological process (GO): negative regulation of actin filament polymerization; actin cytoskeleton organization
Cellular component (GO): cytoplasm
Molecular function (GO): actin binding; phosphoprotein phosphatase activity
Source: RefSeq, a predicted model, not a curated record